AAAGUACCUCAAUCUUUCCCAGCCUCCAGGGGUUUAAUUCUGAUCUGUAAUAAGUCUCUGACCCACAGCUCAGAUUUGCAGAAGGAUUUUGCAAAGCUGUGGUUAAUGAUUAGAAAUCCUUUAUCACCUCAGCCCGUGGUCCUUUGCACUUCGCUCCCCUCCCUCAGGAUCCCUUUCUCCCUCUCCAGGGGCAUCGCCCCCUCCAAGGCUCUGCAAAGAACUGCCCUGUAAGUAUCUCCAUCCUGAUAUAGUUGCUGCCUUUUAAAUUCACUAAGGUCUUCUACAUGCCUUCUUGAGCCUGCUUGUGGCCACCCACAGACACUUGUAAGGAGGAGAGAAGUCGACCUGGCAGAGAGACUCUGAAAUGAGGGAUUAGAGGCAUCCAGGAGCAAGAGCUUCAGUCUGAAGACAAGGGAGCAGUCCCUGAAGACGGUUCUACUGUGAGGUCAGCCAUGGCCUCUCUUGGCCUCCAACUUGUGGGCUACAUCCUAGGCCUUCUGGGGCUUUUGGGCACACUUGUUGCCAUGCUGCUCCCCAGCUGGAGAACAAGUUCUUAUGUCGGUGCCAGCAUUGUGACAGCAGUCGGCUUUUCCAAGGGCCUCUGGAUGGAGUGUGCCACACACAGCACAGGCAUCACCCAGUGUGACAUCUAUAGCACACUUCUGGGCUUGCCCGCCGACAUCCAGGCUGCCCAGGCCAUGAUGGUGACAUCCAGUGCAAUCUCCUCCGUGGCCUGCAUUAUCUCUGUGGUGGGCAUGAGAUGCACAGUCUUCUGCCAGGAAUCCCAAGCCAAAGACAGAGUGGCAGUAGCAGGUGGAGUCUUUUUCAUCCUUGGAGGCCUCCUGGGCUUCAUUCCUGUUGCUUGGAAUCUUCAUGGGAUCCUGCGGGACUUCUACUCACCACUGGUGCCUGACAGCAUGAAAUUUGAGAUUGGAGAGGCUCUUUACUUGGGCAUUAUUUCUUCCCUGUUCUCCCUGAUAGCUGGAGUCAUCCUCUGCUUUUCCUGCUUAUCCCAGAGAAAUCGCUCCAACUACUACGAUGCCUACCAAGCCCAACCUCUUGCCACGAGGAGUUCUCCAAGACCUGGUCAACAACCUCCCAAAGUCAAGAGUGAGUUCAAUUCCUACAGCCUGACAGGGUAUGUGUGAAGAACCAGGGGCCAGAGAUGAGGGGUGGCUGGGUCUGUGAAAAACAGUGGACAGCACCCUGAGAACCACAGGUGAGGGACAUUACCACUGGAUCAUCAGAAGGUGCUGCUGAGGACAAACUGACUUUGGGCAUUGGAUUGAGCAAAGGCAGAAAUGGGGGCUAGUGUAACAGCAUGCAGGAUGAAUUGCCAAAAAUGCUCGCCAUGCCAACCUUUCUGUUUUCCUCACCUUGCUGCCCCCCUUUCCUGAGUCCCCAACCCUCAACUUGAAACCCCAUUCCCCUACUUUGAGCCAGGCCCCAGAUGAUCCCUUUGCCCUUUGGUUUACCUGGGACUCCAUCCCCACACACACUAAUCACAUCUCACAGACUGACCCUCUACGAUCAAAGACCCUCUCUCUGGCUGAGUUGGCUCUUAGGUCAUUGCUGGGGACGGGAAGGAGAGGCAGUGGCUUUUGUGGACAUUGCUCUAACCUACUUAUCAAGCCUCCCUCCAAAGAAACAGACUGGUCCUGAAACCUCCAUCCCACUCUUGUUAUGACUCCACAGUGUCCAGACUAAUUGUGCAUGAACUGAAAUAAGGCCAUCCCACGGUAUCCAGGGAACAGAAAGCAGGAUAUAGGAUGGGAGGAUGGGAAGGCAGCC
This is a messenger RNA of Cebus imitator (Panamanian white-faced capuchin), 1791 nucleotides long. RefSeq names its product claudin 2 (gene CLDN2). The record is from RefSeq and is a predicted model, not a curated record. NCBI's taxonomy places the organism in Eukaryota, Metazoa, Chordata, Mammalia, Primates, Cebidae. The transcript is spliced from 2 exons. Bases 453 to 1148 code for a protein of 231 amino acids. Gene Ontology annotation, cellular component: bicellular tight junction; plasma membrane. Gene Ontology annotation, molecular function: structural molecule activity. Gene Ontology annotation, biological process: bicellular tight junction assembly; calcium-independent cell-cell adhesion.